Messenger RNA from Effrenium voratum, 1011 nucleotides. The record is from the annotation of a GenBank genome assembly. Lineage: Eukaryota; Dinophyceae; Suessiales; Symbiodiniaceae.
AUGAGAUGUAGCGGACCAAUGCCGUCCGGGAGUGUACUGCUGCUUUUGCUGUCCCAGGCGACUGGUCAUCUCCAAAGAGCCCUGGACGAGGAUGUCUGUGUGGGGAACUGCGGGGUACAGAUGCUGCAGCGCUCACUGCAGCCGCACCCUGCGAAGGAUUUGUGGGUGCCUGAGAUCUCUGUGAUCAAUCUGGAGGCGCGCAAGGACCGCUGGGAGACCAUGGAGAAGCGCCUGGCGGAACUGGGCGACCAUGUCACACGCUUCGCGGCGACGGAUGGCAAGACCACCGCGGUUCCCGACAACUUUGUGGCGCCGGUCAGACACGUCAAGGAGGUGAUGAGGACUCUGCUGGAGUACCACCUGGGCCUGGACGUGGCGGUGCCUGAAGACGCCUUGGAGUCCCUGGGCUUCGUGGACACCUGGACCGACGGGGAGCGGGCCUGUGCCAUGUCCCACAUCCGGGUCUGGCAGCAGGUGGCGCAGGAGUCUGCUCCGAGGCUGGUGUUGGAGGACGACGCAAAGCCAAUGCUCGCCUGGAAGGACUUGCUCUCGCUGCUGAGCUCGAGCAUGGAGAUGCUGGAGGGCCGCGAGCCGGAUGUGCUGUACCUGAACUACAACACCAUCGAGGGCUUCGCCCACGGCCGCCUGGGCCCUUUGGGCAUGAUGACUGCCGACAAGGAUCUGAUGGCAAAGAUGGGCGCCCAGUGGCUGUCUGAUAAGCUCAGCAAUGCCUCCUGGCAAGAAGAUGUCGGACGCAUCGGGGAGCACAAGCUGCUCAAGGCUGAUUGGCUCUUCGAGACAGGAGGCUACCUGAUCUGGCCGAAGGGCGCUCAAAAGCUGCUGGCAAAUCUGCCGGUGACGAGCCCGGUGGACACGUUCUUGGGGAAUCAGACCCACUUCGGCCACAUCGACAGCUAUGCAAUCGCGCCCGGGCUGAUCAACCAGGACAACAGCACUUCGGAUGUCGAUCCCACCAUCGCUGCGCGCUAUGUCAAGACCAUGACCCGCUGA